AUGGUUGUGACAGUCGAUGAUAUUGUGGAUCAAUUGUGGAGUGAAAACAAACGGCUUAUGAAUGAGUUAUUGUUUGCCAAUAAAUGUCUCAAAAUUUUGGAUGAAUUAAAAACUGAAUUGAAUUUGAUUUACAAUAAGUUUUGGACACAACUCAUCACUGAAGACACGUUCAAUCAUUUGAGACAUCAAUUGAAUUAUAUUUGCGAUCAAAGAAGAGAUAAAGGAUUGCAUUUAAAUGAUGUCAACUUAGAUGAAAAUAAUGAACAAAGAUGUAAAUCAAAGACAACAAUGAAUGACAUAAGUAGUGAUGAUAUGAAUGAAACACAAGAUUUUGACAUUGAUUUGGAAGAAGACAUCGAUGAAGAAAAUAGACAAAACAAAACAAAUCAAGUGAUGGAUAAUAGGAUCCAAUUGAAUGAUAAUAUCAGACGUGAAGAAAAUAUAGUUGAAAUAAAUAAAUCAAAUAAUACAGAAAUUAUAGCAAAUGAGGCCAAAAAUAAUAACACAUUAAGUAAAGACAAAGAUAUUUUGAAACAUCAGUCAAACAAUAAGACAAUUAAUCUUUCAAUGCUUUGUAAUAAAAAGGAUAAUAUUAUUGAAUACAAGUGUCUGGACUGUGACAACAAAUUUUUGACACGAAAUGCUUUAACUGAUCACAUGUUUAACAGUCAUAAGAAACGAUUGGUAUUUCAAGAUAAUUGUAUUAAUCAACAAAACAUUGAUUUGCAAACAAAGAAUAAUACAAACAAUGAUUUGAUGGCCAAAAAUGUUACAAAAAGUGGCCAUAAAAUCAUUAGUAAUCAAGUGAAGAAAAGGCAAUCAAAUAAAAAGAUUUCUAAAGAAAUUGUGUCUAAAGUUAACAAUAGUUUGAUCCGUAAAGAUAGCAAUGUUGAAGAAAUAAGAAAUAAAGUUAAUUUGAAUAACCAUAAGACAAAUGACAAGACAGUCAACAAUUCAAUAUUACUAAUAAAUAAUAUAAUGGAUCCGAAUCUGAUAUAUAAGUGUUUCUACUGUCAGAAGAAGUUUAUAUCAUCUAAUCUUCUGAUUGAUCACAUGUUUUCUGAUCACAAAAAUAUAAUGUUAUUAGAGGUUAAUCCCAGUACUAGUGGUCAACAAAUAUCUUCAUCGCAGACAAAAUCGCAGACAAUUAUUGGUGACAAAAAUAACAGUAAGAUUAAUAAAAAUGAAGAAUCAGUGACAACCAAUCAACAGUCAUCGACAUACAGACGGCCUGUCAGUUACCUCCAGUCUAAACCUGGAGGAUAUAAGUGUCUGAAUAGCGAGUGUCAGCAGAAAUUCAAAUCGAUUCGGGAGUAUUGUAAACAUCAGUCGACAUAUGUGGUCACAUGCCCUCAAUGCGGCAAAAAGUACAGAAGCCAGAGAUCAUAUGUCAAUCACCAAAAGAAAGAACACGGAGUUGGCGGCGAAUUGCCGUACAAAUGCGAUUACAUCGGUUGCAACUAUAGGACGGCGGAAUUGUAUGCGAUUCGAAAUCACCGAUCGGUUACUCACUCGAAUAAGAGGCCGUUUGUCUGUAAUUUCGACGGUUGCGGUAAAUUGUUUAAAACGACAAGUGGUCUAUACUCGCAUCGGGCGACACAUUCGGAAAAGAAAUAUAUCUGCAAUGCCGACGGCUGUCACAAACGAUUCAAAAGUAAGAAACAAUAUGGCCGUCAUUUGGCCGGACACAUGUCAGAGCCGACACUCAAGUGUCCCGAUAAGGAUUGUCGGCAACUGUUUUAUACGGAUAGAGAGAUUUACAGACAUCGUAUCGAUGAUCAUAAACGUAAAUAUAGGCAAAAUCGCAAAAGAUUAUACAAACGGUGCGAUUGGCCGGGUUGUGACUAUUAUGGAUUAGGAUUGAAAAUACACAAGACUAGACAUACGGGUGAGAAAAACUUUGCGUGUGAUUGGCCUGAAUGUGGUAAACGUUUUGUCGGCAAAUUUAAACUCAUUGAACACAUGAAUAUUCAUAACAAUGUUAAACCGUUUGCUUGUCGUUGGCCGGGAUGUGAGUACCGGUGCGCUAAUCAUUCAAAUAUAAGCAAACAUAUAAAACAAGUGCACAAAAAACAAUGAUUAUUAACCUA
Molecule: messenger RNA, 2090 nt
Organism: Oppia nitens
Lineage: Eukaryota; Metazoa; Arthropoda; Arachnida; Sarcoptiformes; Oppiidae
Product: zinc finger protein 91-like
Exons: 1
Coding region: 1-2079 (692 amino acids)
Biological process (GO): regulation of transcription by RNA polymerase II
Cellular component (GO): nucleus
Molecular function (GO): DNA-binding transcription factor activity, RNA polymerase II-specific; RNA polymerase II cis-regulatory region sequence-specific DNA binding
Source: RefSeq, a predicted model, not a curated record